This is a messenger RNA of Eleginops maclovinus (Patagonian blennie), 996 nucleotides long. RefSeq names its product flavin-containing monooxygenase 5-like. Gene Ontology annotation, molecular function: N,N-dimethylaniline monooxygenase activity; NADP binding; flavin adenine dinucleotide binding. Lineage: Eukaryota; Metazoa; Chordata; Actinopteri; Perciformes; Eleginopidae. The record is from RefSeq and is a predicted model, not a curated record.
CAGAGAUCACGUUGCGUUCAGCUGUGCUUUCUCCCCAGCAUGAAGGUGGCAGUGAUUGGCGCAGGGGUCUCUGGUCUGACCAGCAUCAAAGCCUGUUUGGAUGAAGGUCUGAAGCCCACCUGCUUUGAGAGCAGCCAUGACAUUAGAGGUCUUUGGAGAUUUAAGGAGAAGCCAGAGCCUGGACGUGCCAACAUCUAUGAGUCGGUGGUCAUCAACAGCUCCAAAGAGAAGAUGGCCUUCAGUGACUUCCCUCCUCCAGCUGAACUCCCCAACAACAUGCACCACUCUGAAGUGCUGCAGUACAUCCGCUUCUACGCUCAGGCCUUCAACCUGCUGCAGCACAUAUGCUUUAAGACGGCUGUGGUGAGUGUGAGGCAGACUCCAGAUUUUGCUACGACAGGCCGGUGGGAGGAGGAGACGGAGAGUAGAGAGGGGCUGAGGGAGACUUGUGUUUUCGACGCAGUGAUAGUUUGUUCAGGACACUUCACCCAUCCUCACCUGCCACUCAGCGACUUCCCAGGUAUUGAGAGCUUUGAAGGCAGGUAUUUACACAGUUGGGAUUAUUGUAAUGCUGAGGGUCUGCAGGGGAAAAGAGUGGUGGUGAUCGGGAUUGGAAACUCAGGAGGUGAUAUUGCUGUAGACAUCAGUAGAGUUGCUGAGAAGGUGUACCUCAGUACCAGGAGUGGAGCGUGGGUUGUCGGUUGUUCGGGAGGGGGGGGCCUUCCAGCCGACAUCGUUGGGACUUCACGACUGGAUAUGAUGAUACAGAAGCUCUUCCCCUCGUGGGUCAGCAGGAUGGUGGAGAAGAAACUGGAUGAAGCAUAUGACCACAAACUAUACGGUCUGAAACCAAAACAUAGGUGGAUGUAGUGGUGUUUGCCACAGGGUACAACUACAGCUUUCCCUUCCUGCUCUCAGCUCUGCAGGCUAAAUCUGGUUACCGGCUGCGUCUUUACAAACAUGUGUUUCCUCCGGCUCUGAGCCAGCCUACUCUGG